Setaria italica (foxtail millet) is the source of this 967-nucleotide messenger RNA. RefSeq names its product universal stress protein YxiE. The coding region runs from base 86 to 613 and encodes 175 amino acids. The record is from RefSeq and is a predicted model, not a curated record. The transcript is spliced from 4 exons. Lineage: Eukaryota; Viridiplantae; Streptophyta; Magnoliopsida; Poales; Poaceae.
CCCGCCGAACUUGGGGGGGGUCUGUGUGUUGAGAGAGAGAGAGAGAGAGAGAGAGAGAGAGCAGAGCAGAGCAGGAGCAGGAGCGAUGAAGGUGCUGGUGGCGGUGGACGACAGCGACUUCAGCCGCCACGCGCUGGCCUGGGUGCUCGACCACCUCUUCCCGUUCCCGGCCGCCGCCGCCGAUCAGCCGGCGGAGGAGCCCCGCCCCGCGCUGGUGCUCGUCCACGCCCUGGAGCCGCUCCGGCACAUCAUGUACCCCAUCGGGCCAGGGUCGGCGGUGUACGGCGCGCCGUCGAUGAUGCAGUCGGUGUGGGCGGCGCAGGCGGAGAACGCGCGCAGCCUGCUCGACAGGGCCAAGCGGACCUGCCACCAACGAGGGGUGAGCGCGGAGGUGGUGGUGGUGGAAGGGGAGCCCAGGGAGGCGCUGUGCCGCGCCGCGGCCGACAUGGGCGCCGGGCUGCUCGUCGUCGGUAGCCGCGGUCUCGGGGCCAUCAAGAGGGCGUUCCUGGGGAGCGUGAGCGACUACUGCGCGCACCACGCGAGCUGCCCGAUCAUGGUGGUCAAGCCGCCUCGCGACGACGACGACCACGCCCACCGGACGGAGGCGAGCUGAUCGCCGGCCAGAGGAAAGAACACGGGCAGGAGAAAGAAUCACUCACGCAAGCAGUAUUACUUCUCGAUCCGUUACGGUUGUUCAGUUAUUCCCUUGGCCGUUGUGUCGGCACCUCACCUGUUCCUGGUGGAUCCGUCGUCCGUGUAGCGAUCCUUCUGAUGUCGAUGUAUUCAGGAAUUCGCCACGCUGAGCACCUUACUGUAUAUGUUGCGGAUAUCUUCGAUCGACGAUGUAAAAACCAUGCGCUUGGGUCAUUGGGUGAGAAAUAAUUUGUGUAAAUAAUUAUCACUGCUUUUUUUUCGCCUGUGUAAACAUCAAGGAAGGCAACACUGACAGAGGAGGUCAUUUUGCACU